AUGCUUUUCGAUGCCGCCAUCCUUUUGGGCAAGAUUUGCAAUGCUGUCAGCAGUCUGGAGCCGUCGCAGGGAGCCUGCGGUCUGAUGGAGAGAGAAUGGCUGCAAUCUGAGAAGCGCCCUUUGUGGCGUCCAACGGCCAAGAUGCUCGGUUCGACAGCCUCGGGCGAACUAGUAGACGGACACAAGCUUGACAAGAUUGCUGGUUUGGCCUGCCUACCGAAGUCAGGGACGACAUUGCAGUUCGGCACUGUUGUGGGCUGCAAUCCACUUCCUUGGCAAACCCUGUGGCCUCUACGGAGAACGGUAGCACGACCAGGAUCUCCGAAAGCCAAGUCUAACUGA
Trichoderma gamsii is the source of this 342-nucleotide messenger RNA. RefSeq lists its product as hypothetical. The coding region runs from base 1 to 342 and encodes 113 amino acids. The record is from RefSeq and is a predicted model, not a curated record. The transcript has a single exon. Lineage: Eukaryota; Fungi; Ascomycota; Sordariomycetes; Hypocreales; Hypocreaceae.